CUGCUGUUAUACUGUUACUUGGUACAUAUUUCUUUAAAGUUUAUAUUCUCCCACAAGGCCACAACUCACUAAUCCUCUAUGCAACUUUUCAUAUUUGAUAUUUACAACUACAGACUUUAAAACAUAUAUAAUAACCUGCUGUUAUACUGUUACUUGGUAUUUUAAAUUUAUAUUCUCCCACAACUCACUAAUCCACUAUGCAACCUUUUAGAAACACCUUAGAGUUAUUAAUAAUGAUCUCAAUAGCACGGCUGGCCUGUGGGGCCCCUGCAUCAUACGCUGCAAAAGUACCAGAGGUCAAUAUAGUUCAAAAUCAGAGUCGUAUACAGUAUCACUCUUUGAUGACCCGUCAAUCUAGAUGCAAGAUAAAUCAAGUGCGAAACGACUCGGGAGAAUGUGAGUGCGCGGUAGAUUACCCGAUCUGGAAUGAACUGAAAGACUAUUGUGUUGACGAUUGCCCUUCAGGAUCGAUACUAAGGAAUAGUGAGUGCCGUUGCAAAGACCUGGACCAGGUGUGGUCGGACGCCGAGUUUGCCUGUAUCGACCAUAGCAUUGAUAUCGUCACUGACACUUCUGACGGCGAGGACGAAUUUGAGGAACUGGAAAGCAACACGUCUUCCACAACAUGCGGAGAAGAAUAUAUAAGUAGCGACUGUGACAAUCGGUCAGAUUUUGAGACGCGCAAAAGUUGUUGCGUGGCUGAAGGCUGUGAAGAAUUUGACGAGUGUAGUGCAGAAUUAUGUUGCGGGGUGUGGGUACGACCUGCUACUGCGGCAAUGUCCUUUGUUUCAGAGUCUAUGGACGGCGAUUCUCUUCUGAGGUGCGAAGCAGUUAUAGACGAGACCACUUGCAAGGAGGAUGGCAUGGUUUUGCUCAAACGACAAAGGUGCUGUUUCGAUGAUACUUGUGACGCGCAACUGGAGGUUUGCAGCGCUGAGGUGUGUUGCGGUGACGACUGAGAAAUAUGGGAUUUGUAUUCCCACAAUACCGCCUAAUCUUGGAAUGUCAUCCUAAAGUUAUGUUUGCCUCAAGACCUUAAUGCUCAUCACUGUAUGCGUUCAUUACAACAAGCUAUGGACCUGCGUCAUGUGCUGAAUUCAUGGAUAUGUGCCGACCUGAGUGUCUAUCUUUGCCGAAGUGAUCCCCCAAUAUUGGAUAGUCCUUGUUAGACUGCCUUUCAUAUACACUAUUCUGAGUCGCUGUGACCAGUAUCCAUGAUAAGCGUUGGCGAAGCCUGCAAAUUUUCAUAAGCGUAGGGAUUUGAGUCAGGAUCGUUUCCUUGUUAGCGAGGGACAGACAGGGCACGACAAUCAGUGACAGAGAACACGUUGGUACACGAGAAUCUGCGAGAAAAUUAACAUCGCUGACACACCUCUGAGUCGAAGUCAUCGUCAUUCGGCGCACGCAUGUUCUCCUCGGAUUCCUCGGCAGAGUCCUACAUAGUAGGUUGUGAUAUGUACUAGAAUGUUAGCCGGUUACACAAUCAGUGCGAACUAAGGAGUGCACAUUCACAGUUGAACACAACAACGUGCCUCAACUCGUAAGAUUUAAGUGCUGUCCCUUAAUAUGGUAGACACUUACAUCCGAGUCGAUCGCCGCAUCAAUCUCGUCUGCAAUAUCCUCUGGCUCUGGCGUAGAUGGUUUUAUUUUCACAGAACCUAAGCGGUAGGUCAAGGCAGGGUGAUUUAAUUAGAUCGUCAGAAUUUUGUUUGAUCCAGACACUCUUCAGAAUAUUUGCUGGAAAAGAUAACUGAAUUAGUCAGGCUUACUAUACCGGUACCUCGUGGUCCUAGGGUAGGCAUAUCCACCUUCCCGAAUGUUGGCAUGUUGGCCGGUACGGAGUUGGCACCAUUUUUAUCGCCCUCGCCAUCUGAGGUGUUAAGUGUACUUGCUUUUAGAACGGAAGUUCUCAACCAAAAACCUAUUAAAGAAAACGGUUUGCAAGCGAUUGACUGAGUACCUCUGAAUGAUGAAUAGCUACUCACCAUGUUUCUCGGCUUCAUGUGUAGCGCCGGAACUCGGGGUCAAUACCGGCCUGCUAUUGCCGGAGGACCGGUUACUAGAAACAUUGAGACUUUUCCCUUCCGCGACUUGUAGGUGGGACGUGGGCUGUUUACUCCCCGCUUGCGUCAUAUCCGGCGGGCUAUGCGAUAGCUUGCUUUUUUUGCGUUUUAAAUUGCCAUGUGAAUUCUUCGCACUGUCCUCUUUCUCGGCGAGCGGUGUUGUACUCAAUAGUGGUCCUAAAUUAGGUAGCGCGGUGUGAAGCGACAUUGUGUAGUGUUCAGUUAACGAGAAUAAGCAUGUCACGUCUGAUUGACCGAGAAGCGAACGGAGGCACAUAAUGCGUUAAAUGUUCGACGCUACGGAAUUAAGGAACAAAGCGGAAAAUGUGCGUCUUACUUUUGGCAAAAGUGGCACCCCCUGAUCUAGCACCACUCACUUCCUGCGACUGUUAUGUGAUGAGCAAAGUUUAGGUCAGAUUGCGAUAGCACCUGACAGGCUAACAAAGCAUAUUGAAUACGUCUGGGGCUUCUGAAUGUGUAGCGCUUUAACGAAUGACAAUACUUAAAUCACAUGAUCACAUACGUACAUGCCA
Messenger RNA from Sphaeroforma arctica JP610, 2596 nucleotides. RefSeq lists its product as hypothetical. The transcript has a single exon. The record is from RefSeq and is a predicted model, not a curated record. The coding region runs from base 198 to 959 and encodes 253 amino acids. Lineage: Eukaryota; Ichthyosporea; Ichthyophonida.